AGGGCGGCGGCGGUGCUGGCAGCAGCGGCAGCAGCCCCAGUGGCGGCGCGCGAGGAGCCGGGCUCCGGGGAACGGGAUCCAGGGAGGAGCGCGCUCGGGAGCGGGCGGCGAGGGCAGCCCCAGUGCCCGGCUCUGGGGCGGAGAGCAGCCAAGGGAGGCGGCGGCUGCAGCGGCGGCGACGCAGAGGUUAGAGCGCGAAUCCGUCACCGUUUAUCCUCUGCCUUGAGGAUCCUGGAGGUGGGAAGAGAGAAGCUUGGAGUCCAGAAGUGCAGGGAUCCCCAGGAAGUUGAUGAUCCUCCGUGUAUCAGCAGUGGCAGAGAGAUGGCCACUCCUGUUCUGUGGGCCUGCUUCGUGGUUCUUGCCGCAGGGGUCGUGGCGUAUGCCCAGAGACACAGCCAGCAAGAUACUCAUGUGCUGUACGAACGCCUGGGUUCAGACGUGACCCUUCCUUGUGGAACAGCAGCCUGGGACACAGCAGUCACCUGGAGGGUCAACGGGACAGACCUGGAGGCUGCUCACUUGAAUGGCUCCCAGUUGGUCCUUGAAGGCCUGGACCUUAGCCACAGUGGUCACUACGCCUGCUACCAGGGUUCUUCCUGGCACCUGCGCUAUCAGGCCCUGCUACAUGUCGGCAUGCCUCCCCGAGAGCCUGUUCUCACCUGCCGCUCCAACAACUACCCCAAGGGAUUCUACUGCAGCUGGCACUUGCCCGCACCCACGUUUAUACCCAACACCUUCAAUGUGACAGUUCUACACGGCUCCAAACUGUUAGGCUGCGAGAAGGACCCGGCCCCCAAGAACCGGUGUCACAUCCGAUACACACACCUCUUCUCCACGGUCAAAUAUAAAGUCACGCUGACGGUUACCAACGCCCUGGGCCACAACUCCACCGCCAUCACCUUCGACGAGUUCACUAUAGUGAAACCAGAUCCUCCAGAGAACGUUGUGGCCCGGCCUGUACCGAGCAGCCCUCGGCGACUAGAGGUGACCUGGCAGACGCCCUCUUCCUGGCCCGAUCCGGAAUCAUUCCCUCUCAAGUUCUUCCUCCGAUACCGGCCGCUGAUCCUUGACCAGUGGCAACAUGUGGAGCUGUCGGAUGGUACCACGCACACCAUCACUGAUGCAUAUGCUGGCAAGGAGUACAUCAUCCAGGUAGCUGCUAAGGACAAUGAGAUUGGGACAUGGAGUGACUGGAGUGUGGCCGCCCACGCCACACCUUGGACUGAGGAGCCCAGAUACCUUACGACGGAGGCUCAGGCUCCAGAGACCACCACCACCACCACCACAUCCUUCGUCCCCCCUCCCACCACGAAGAUCUGUGAUCCUGGAGAGGUUGGGGAUGGUGUGGGAUCCUCAACCAGUCUCCUGCUGACUGUGACCGUGACCGUGACUGUGACAGUGACCACCAUAGCAGCCACUGGCCUCUUUAUUUAAGUCCCUCUGCAUUCCUGUGGAAGAAAAUGUUGAAAACAGAAAUGAACAACAACAACAACAAAAGGCUCACACACACACACACAAAAAAUCACACACACAUACACACACACACACACACAUGCACACACACACACACAUACACACACACUCAAAACAAAAAACAAAAAAGGAAAAAAAAAACCAAAACGAACAAAAAAAAGAUACCGUUGGGAUUCUUGUUUUUCUAUUUUGCACACGGUCAGGAGGACGUUUCACAUUGUCUCCAGCUUCACUUUGUAGAGACAACCCUGGCCCCUGACUCCCCUCCUUCAGCCUCCUGUCCCCAGUCUUUACUCCCAGCUACCUGAUACCUUUCUCCCCUCCUGCGGCCCUGCAGCCCUCUAGCUCUGGUUUUCUGCCUCCUCUCCAGCCCUCAGGUUGUGUCCCUGAGUUCCUGGUCACUCCCUGGCCUCCCAACCUUUCUCCCCAGCCUUCCCCCUUCCUCUGUGGGAGGCCCCCACAUCUCUGAGAGGGGAUAAACUACUUAAGAGGAGACCUCCCCUCCCUCCCCUGUAGGCAAGAGAGAGAACCAUACAGCUAACCCACCCACCAAAGACAUAGCCCUUCUCCCUCAUCUGGGCCACCUCCUCCAGCCCCCUCCUCACCGGGGGCCCCAGAGGACUUGGGUAGGGGGUAAGGGGGCCUCAGUACCCCCUAAUGCCAGCAACUUUCCCCAUACCUCUGGCCCAAGUGCCCCCUCUUGCUCGGGUUUCUUCUACUGUCUCCUUCAGGGCAUUUGCCCUGGUUGGAUUAGAAGUUCCUAAGAACUCGUCCAUUCUCCCUCCAGUUACAAAUUCCCAUACCACAUGCUUUUUCAGUCUCCCCAGGCCCAGGGCUUCCCAACUCCUGUUUUGUAUGGCCCUCCCUCACCUUGCCCCUUCCCAAAGUAUUUAAUGCCCCAUUCAUCCUAGUCAAACCCAGUGGUAACUUGCUGUAUUUGAAUUUUUUAUAGAUGUAUAUAUACAGGGGAGGGGGGUGGGGAAGGGAAGAAGGGUUCUCAUUAAACGUCACCAUUUCAUGA
Antechinus flavipes (yellow-footed antechinus) is the source of this 2494-nucleotide messenger RNA. RefSeq names its product ciliary neurotrophic factor receptor (gene CNTFR). Gene Ontology annotation, biological process: cytokine-mediated signaling pathway. Gene Ontology annotation, molecular function: cytokine binding; ciliary neurotrophic factor receptor activity. The transcript has 10 exons. Bases 322 to 1434 code for a protein of 370 amino acids. Gene Ontology annotation, cellular component: CNTFR-CLCF1 complex; ciliary neurotrophic factor receptor complex; external side of plasma membrane. The record is from RefSeq and is a predicted model, not a curated record. NCBI's taxonomy places the organism in Eukaryota, Metazoa, Chordata, Mammalia, Dasyuromorphia, Dasyuridae.